AAUCACGACUUUACCAACUUCCAUAGAGUUAAACAAUCCAUUACUUUAACUGGUUAUCGCUUGGUGGUGAUACGUUAUGGCAUCCUCUGAUGAAGAGGGUGAGAUUUUGCCACAGUAUGUGUCGAAUUAUCAUUUUGUUGAUGACAGUGGUGCACCGGUCUCGUUUUCGGUUUUGCCAGUCCGGUGGGAUGUGAAUGAUGUAUCGACCAACUUGGAAGGAACGCAUGUUGCUUUGCGUGGGACUUGCAGUAAUGGAAUUCAGAAAAUUUACCUGCCGGUUAUGGGUUGGAAGUUUGAACUUUCUUAUGUGCAGCCAGAAAUAUCUGUUUUCUGUAAGGCCAAGAAAUGGGUUAUGCUUCAAAAGCCAAGAAAGGUUUUCGAGCAAGUAGUCAGGAAAAUCUUGAUCACUGUUCACUGGCUUCAUUUCAUUAAGAAGAAUCCGAAUGCAUCUGAGAAAUCCGUGUGGAAACACUUGUUGAAGACCUUCAGCACAUAUGAGGAUCCACCAUCUGAGAAUGAUCUAUUGGAUCACAAGGGAUUAAUUAUGGAAGCAGCAAGAAGGGAUAAAGAUUUAAAAGCAUUCAGGUCUUUCUGUACCUUUAUUGGGAAAAGUGAGGGUGGUGAAACUUUUUAUGAGGGUGUUCAAACAAUUAUUGAUGAUGAUGGCAGUGAAAAGGAUUUUUUUGAUACAGCUUGUGCAAUUUGUGACAAUGGUGGUGACAUUUUGUGUUGUAACGGGAGGUGCCUGAGAUCAUUUCACCCAACUGUUGCUGACGGGGAGGAAUCUCAAUGUGCAUCCCUUGGCUAUAGAAAUAAGGCUGAAUAUGAAGCAAUUCAAAUUUUUAUGUGUGAAAAUUGUAUUUAUCAGCAGCAUCAAUGCUUUGCUUGUGGCAGAUUGGGCUUUUCUGAUAGAUCUUCGAGUCAAGAGGUCUUCCCUUGUGCUUCUGCUACUUGUGGCCAUUUCUAUCACCCACAGUGUGUUGCAAGACUGCUUCAUACUGGCAAUGAAACUCAAGCAGAAGAACUUAGAGCCAAAAUCAGUACAGGGGAGUCUUUUGUUUGUCCUGCUCAUAAAUGUUUUAUUUGUAAGGAAUGUGAAGAUGCUGAUGUUGAUGCAUUGCAGUUUGCAAUAUGUAGACGUUGUCCUAAAGCAUAUCACAGGAAAUGUUUGCCUAGGGGCAUAGUUCAUGCACAUGAAAAUAAUUUGGCCAGGGCUUGGGAGGGUCUUUUGCCAAAUCGAAGGAUCCUGAUAUACUGCAUGGAGCAUAAGAUUGAUAGGCAACUAAAGACUCCUGCUAGAGACCAUAUAAUAUUUCCUAAAGUGGAAAGGAGGCACACAUUACAGUUGAUGCCAAGACAAAGAAAGCUUGUGAUAUCAAAGAGAACUGAGGUUUCUGAUGGUUUUGCUGUAGAUAGAACUGCUGUAAAGAAGCCAAAGCUGAUCAAAAAGCUCCACGAUUGUGUUGAAAUUGGCAAUUCUUCCGAAACAGAGAAAAGAUACCCCGCACAUGAUUUUGAACCUUUGAAAAAAUCAAAUAUAAUUCAUCCAGAUAAACAAGCGUUGAAGAAGAAUAUUUGUUCUGUCUCUGCCAGGUCAUCUACAGUAGACACAAGAAACCUGCUUUCUGGCAAUAACUCAUUGGUUAACUCAGGAUUUUAUCCAUCGAAGUUUAAACAGCAGAAUAUUGUUAGCAGUAAAAUGAAGAAUUCUAUCCCAGAUAAGCCAGCCAUGAAAAAAAUAAGUAGUUCAUUGCCUUCAGUUGGUGCUGAAACCAAAAAACGAAUUCUGAUGCUAAUGGAAGAUGUUUCUUCCUCAUUUGAUGCUGAAGAAUUUAAGAAAAGGAAUGUCCCAAAUACACUUCUAUACUGUUCCAGAAAUGCACUGGAAAAGUCAUUUACACUAGGAUUGGUGGAGGCUUCUGUAAAGGCUGUGCGAACUGCAUUACAGAAUCUGGAAAAAGGAUGUAGUAUUGAGGAUGCAAAAACUGUUUGUCAACCUGAGAUUCUCAAACAGAUUUUCAGAUGGCAGAAAAAGCUUGGAAUCUACCUCACACCUUUUCUCCAUGGAGCACGCUAUACAUCUUUUGGUCGCCAUUUUACACAAGUAGGGAAGCUUAAGGAGAUUGUUGAUCGGCUCCAGUGGUAUGUUCAAGAUGGUGAUAUGAUAGUCGAUUUCUGCUGCGGUUCUAAUGAAUUCAGUUGUCUGCUGAAAGAAAAACUUGAACAAACUGGAAAAUCAUGCUUAUUCAGAAACUAUGAUAUUAUUCAAGCUAAGAACGAUUUUUGUUUUGAGAAGAAAGAUUGGUUGAAGGUUGGUUUAGGCGAAUUACCUGAUGGUGCACGACUGAUAAUGGGGUUGAAUCCGCCCUUUGGUGUGAAAGCAUCUCUUUCUAAUAUUUUCAUCAAGAAGGCUCUUGAGUUUAAGCCAAAGCUCAUUGUUCUUAUCACUCCAAAGGAAACUGAAAGACUAGACAAAAACGGUGCAUAUGAUUUAAUUUGGGAGGAUGAUGCAUUACUUUCAGGCAAGGCAUUUUAUCUCCCUGGGUCAGUUGAUGUGAAUGACAAUCAAAUGGAGAGUUGGAACCUAAGCCCACCUCCACUGUAUCUAUGGAGCCGUACUGAUUGGACUGUCAGGCACAUGUCAGUAGCACAACAGUGUGGCCACAUAUGAAAGCAUAAAGGUAGAGUUAUCUCAUGGACGAGAAUCAAUGACCUUGUGCUAAUUUCUCCAGUUACACAGAUAUCCAACUGUAAAAACCUGUAGAAAAUGGAGUAUUGUAAGAACAGUUUGUGGAAUUGACAAUGGCAACCGAUUACUAUUUAUCUCCUCA
Hevea brasiliensis (rubber tree) is the source of this 2831-nucleotide messenger RNA. RefSeq names its product protein ENHANCED DOWNY MILDEW 2. Lineage: Eukaryota; Viridiplantae; Streptophyta; Magnoliopsida; Malpighiales; Euphorbiaceae. The coding region runs from base 77 to 2671 and encodes 864 amino acids. The record is from RefSeq and is a predicted model, not a curated record. The transcript is spliced from 18 exons.